UGGAUCUAGAGAUAGACAGAGAGAGAGUGAGAGAGAGUGAGAGAGAGAGAGAAAGAGAGAGAGAGACAGACAGACACACAGGGAGAGAAACAGAGAGCCCUUUCCUCGACCAGUGGCUCUCUUUCAUUGGCUCGGUGCACUGGACCGGCAAACAGGAAACACUACAACACCAUGCCUGUUUCUGUCGCUACAUCAAGUCUCUACCACUACCGCUGCUACUACCUCGCAGCAUCUUCACUAGAACCAGCCAGCUCUCAGACAGAGGAUCAGAGAGAGAGAGCGGGAAGCCCCCUGAAGACAGGCUCAGCGGAGUAAAGAAACAGAGACUGUGGCUGAGGCUGGACCAGGGCUACGGAGCUACAGACUGAAGCCAAGCAGCUGCUGUGUUUCUGUUCCUGCUUCCUGCUGCUGGAGCUCCAUGCGAGAGGAGAAAAGUAGAGCGGCGGAAAGAGAGAACUGCUGUUGAGAGUCUGGAAGAGCUGGAAGACGGAAACAAAGCCCACAUAGCAACACAGCUCUGAAGUGGCUCCGAGAGACAUACUGACUGACUCUCAAGUGGCUCAAGAGAGACAGACUGACUGACUGCUGCUCCAGUGAUGCUCAAGUCCACGUUGUGAUGCUCCAAGACUCUUCUCUUCACUUCUUAUCAGCACACCUGACAGAAGGUCUGACCCUAGGGUUGUGACCAGAGCAGUGGCUCAUACUGACAACACACAGCAGGACUUAAAAGGACUUCCGAUAUAGGUCAUCUCGACCUGAACCUGUAGAAUUCUCUUGACGUCUGACUGUCAGCGCAUGGAACACUGAACAUGGAACACUGAACAGCCCCCGUUAAAAGGACUUUGGUACAGGUUCUGUAGCUCUACGGUCAGACUCUUGUAGAUGUAAGACUUCAUUGUUUUACUUCUCUUGAUUCUGACUGUUUGUCUGUGCGCUCAGUGGAAGACCCCCUCCAGCUCGUGCCUCAUGGCUUGCUACUAUAUCGUCAUCAGUUCUACUCACCUCAGCAACGGCCACUUCAGGAACAUCAAGGGAGUUUUCCGCGGCCCCCUCAGCAAAAAUGGCAACAAGAACUUGGACUAUGCGGAGAAGGAGAGGACGGCGACCAUGGCCAAAGCCUUGGAGGACCUGAAGGCCAACUUCUACUGUGAUCUGUGUGACAAACAGUACUACAAGCACCAGGAGUUUGACAACCACAUUAACUCUUAUGACCAUGCUCACAAACAGAGGCUGAAGGAGCUGAAGCAGAGAGAGUUUGCCCGGAACGUGGCCUCUAAGACCAGGAAGGAUGAGCGGAAACAGGAGAGAGCACUCCGGAGGAUACAUGAGCUUGCCGAACAACGCAGAGAGGUCCAUUGCGCUCCAGGCAGUGGCCCCAAGUUCAAGUCCACUACGGUGGCAGUGGAGGGCAGUUUCAGAGACAGCGGUACCGAUGGAUCUUCAGAGGAGACCAACAACUCUACAGUUCUGGAGACAGGAACCCACAACCACACCAGCACUGGCCAUGCCACCAACAACAAGACCCAGAAAACACUAUACUGGCCUUACACGGGAAAGGCCAAGAAACAGACUUACAACAGGCACAAAAUAGCAUUCUCAUUCUCCUUCCCAAAGAAAGCAUCCGUGAAGCUGAAAUCUUCGGCCGCCGUGUUCUGUGACAACACAGAGGAGGGUUCCAAAGAAUGUCUCAGAAGACAGAAGCUCAGAACGCCCCUUGUUGAGUUGAACAUUCUGGACUCUCCUACUGCAGAGGAAAAGGGACUGGGUCAUGGGACUGUGGAGGCUAUCACUCAGCCUGGUGAUCUCAGCCCAAACAGUGUUAGUUUUAGUGAGUGGAGCCAGAGGUCAUCAGAUGCACUAGCCAGGUCUGACAUCCCGAUGCCACCACAGGCCUCAGAUUUGUGUUCUGUGCUAGUUAACUCUGAGGAUAUGGCCAAACCUUAUGUGUCCUCCGUCUCCCAAUUACCUGCAUCCCCAGACGACCCAGACACAGUACUAGAUAGACAGAACUCUGAGGAAACUCAGAGAAACAGCCCAACAGAGGCCGAGCCGGAAACAAGCAAACACCAACAAGCUCAUAAAGUAGAGGAGAGUGUCUGUGGGGAAGAGGACUCCUCCAUUAGCAGUUUCUCUUCUGAGGUCGUCUCCGGUUCUGAUGGUCCCCCUGAGAACGGCUCCUCCUCCUCUCAGUCCUCUCAGUGUCCUGGGACUGUGAGAGAGGAACAGAAAGGAGAAGACAUUACGGUGGUGGUGAAGACCCUGUCUUGUCCUUUCACCAAGCCCAGCCAGCCCUUCUUCUCUGUGCUCAGCAGAGAUGGAAACACUGUUCUCCAGUGGCCUACAGAGAUGUUGACCUUCACCAAGACAGAGCCCUGUCUCUCCUACAGCUGCAACCCCCUCCAUUUUGACUUUAGGGCCUCGCAGCAAUGGCAGAGCAGGGCGAAGGUUAGUGUUGGUGACAGUCAUAGUAAGUUAUCUGUGGCUUUGUGUAUCAGCUCAACCUCUGUCUGCGCUGAGGAACCAACAGAUGUUGACAACAAGCACAACAACAAGGCCUGCUCUGGCCCAAACCAUCAUAGCCCUAUCAGAGAUGGCAGGGAGGCAGUGGAGAGGAAGGAUUGUCUCAUAUGUGAGCACCACACGAGUGACACAGACACAGAAAGCUGCAGCUUGCGACUUAAGAGACACAGCAGUGGGGGAUAUAGUAGGCACUCAAAAGGUAGGACUCAAUCUGAGAAGAGAGCAGCAGGUGGCGAGAAAUGGAAAUCCAGAGACAGGCGCCAUUACAGGAGCCACAAGAAGAAGGGGAGGAGGAGGAGGAGGGGGAUGAGAGGAGGGGAUGAGGAAGAAGAGGAGCACCACAGAGAGAGGGAGACGGAUGGAGAGUUGGAGAGCAAUGCAGAGAAAUGCAACACAUUUCAGAGACGGUCUGAGUGUUGGGAAGGACUUGAUAGCCAAUUUAGAGUCCCCACUUCACAGCAAGUGCAGCCAUUAGAGAAGUCAAAGCAAUCGGCUGAGGACAGUGGCUGCGCUGCUCCCUUUGCCGCCGAGGACAGGGAAAGGAAGCGUGUGGUGGAGAGGGAGAGGGAGCGGGUUGUGGAGAGGAAGAGGGAGGAGGAGGAGAGAAGAAGACAGGAAACAGCAGGCAGAGUAAACGGCUCAGCGGGCAGCCUCAGCCUCUCGGAUGAAAAGGUGUUGGGGAGGAGCGUCAGGAGAGACCCGUUCCAUCCAUCAACGGAACAGAGAAACACUGCAGGGCAUGGCUCAAAGAGCUCACAGAGUCACAACGACACCCCUUGCCCUGAGAAACCUCCUGGGGUUGUUAGACAAAACCCAAGCAGAGUGAUGACAGUCACGGCACCAGAGAGUUUAGUCACCGUUACCCAAAAACUAAGCAUGGCCCUUUCACCCAAGAGGCUUGCUGAAGACUUGUGUGAGAGCAGGGCCCUGAAAAGGAAACGGACAGCAUCAAUGUCUCUGGCUGAUAAGGAGCAGGGCCUUGACCUCCAGGGUCCAUGGACUCAGUGUCAGCCAGCUGUAAUGGUAGAGCCCAAUGGGCCAGUCCUAUGUACCCAGUGUCAGUCAACUGUGGAAGAGUCCAAUGGGCCAGAUGGUUCAAUGGGUGAGGAGGGGUCUGGUUGGUCUGGCUGUGUUUCCUGUGGUGGGGAGGGGAGACAGAGAAAGAGACAGAGAGGGUCCAGUUAUACUCCUCACAUCUCAGACCCUCCUGUAGGUCACAAUGUUCUCAUCUCAGACCUUCCUGUAGGUCACAAUGUUCUCAUCUCAGACCUUCCUGUAGGUCACAAUGUUCUCAUCUCAGACCCUCCUGUAGGUCACAAUGUUCUCAUCUCAGACCUUCCUGUAGGUCACAAAGUUCUCAUCUCAGACCUUCCUGUAGGUCACAAUGUUCACAUGGCAGAACCUCCUGUAGGUCACAAUGUUCACAUCUCAGACCUUCCAGUAGGUCACAAUGUUCACAUCUCAGACCUUCCUGUAGGUCACAAUGUUCACAUCUCAGACCUUCCUGUAGGUCACAAUGUUCACAUGGCAGAACCUCCUGUAGGUCACAAUGUUCACAUCUCAGACCUUCCUGUAGGUCACAAUGUUCACAUCUCAGACCUUCCUGUAGGUCACAAUGUUCACAUCUCAGACCUUCCUGUAGGUCACAAUGUUCACAUGGCAGAACCUCCUCUGGAUGUACUGUCUGUUGACAGAUGUAAGCUGAACGUCCAGAGUGAGAAUCUAGUGAAUACAGCUGUUGAAUACCUUGUGGUAAAAGGUCCACUGGCCAGCUGUAGUUCCCUGAGUCAGCCAGCUGUAGAGCACAACAGUAAGCCAAUGGGAAGCUCUCCUCGGUUUCAGUUUCAGAACAAUGUUCCCAGCAUGAAAGAAGAAUGUUCCUUCUCUCCCUCUCAACCUGGGCCUGUAAGAGAUCCCUCAAAUCCCGCAGAAAUAAUCGGUAUUACUAAUGAAAACAAAAACAGCGCUAAUUGCCUCCCAAACUCUUCCACUGUUUCUCUCCCGAUCAUGGUACAUCAUAUAGGAAUGGGUAACAUAGGACAAGAUUGUAUAACAAGGCAAACGGUGGCAGUGGCUGCCCAGGUCAGUCCACUGGGUGUGAGAGAGAUCAUCCCACCGUCCAUCCCUCAGAUGUUUCACAGACAGAAGACGAGUCUGGACAAGUCGUGUCAGCACAGUUCCCGGAGCCACCCCACCCAACAGGAGUGCCACAGCCCCCAGCCUACCCAGAUUCAGAGGUUUCAUCCUGGGGUUAGGGUUCAGGACGAGAGAGGUUUCAUGGAGAGCCUGAGACCUGGAGGUACUAACGUUACAGCUAGUCCCUACCACAAUCACAGACCAGCAUGUUUCCGUCCGCAGCACCAUGUUUCCGUCUGCGGUCUGUUUCAGAUCCAGACCCACAGGCACGUUCUCCACCACCAUCAGCAACAUCAGGCGUUCUCUGGAAAGAUGAAGCAAGUUCUGUCUGGGUCUCCUGUCGCGGUAUCCCCCUCCUGUCCUCCCAUGCUCCACCCCGUCCACCUGUCUCCAUCCCCCAUGUCCCCCAUGCCAACCAGGUCUAUCACUAUCCGACACACCAUCCUCCACCACCAACAUCACCACCGUGCAGCCUUCCUCCCUCCUCACCCCCAACCAACUCUCUUACCCCAUGUUCUUCCGGUCCCAGUCAGCAGCCUGCCCAUGGGGGCAGAAAUGUGUCCCUCUGGCCCCUACCCCUCUCCAUUUGUGACCUCACCACCGCAGCUCUCGGUAAUGGCCCCACCCAAUUUACACCACCACCCCCCAAUGUCGGUGACAUUCCACGCCAUGCCCCGUCCAGCCAUGUUCCCCUCCAUGCUGCAGCCACACCCACAUCCCACUGUCAUCCCUCUACAGCCCAUGUUUUGAUGACAUCACAUACCACUUUGAUCCGUCUACAGUCCAUGUUUUGAUGACAUCACAUUCCACUGUCAUCCCUCUACAGCCCAUGUUUUGAUUUCAUCACAUCCCACUGUCAUCCGUCUACAGCCCAUGUUUUGAUGACAUCACAUCCCACUGUCAUCCCUCUACAGCCCAUGUUUUGAUUUCAUCACAUCCCACUGUCAUCCGUCUACAGCCCAUGUUUUGAUGACAUCACAUCCCACUGUCAUCCCUCUACAGCCCAUGUUUUGAUUUCAUCACAUCCCACUGUCAUCCCUCUACAGCCCAUGUUUUGAUGACAUCACAUCCCACUGUCAUCCCUCUACAGCCCAUGUUUUGAUGACAUCACAUACCACUUUGAUCCCUCUACAGCCCAUGUUUUGAUUUCAUCACAUCCCACUGUCAUCCGUCUACAGCCCAUGUUUUGAUUUCAUCACAUCCCACUGUCAUCCGUCUACAGCCCAUGUUUUGAUUUCAUCACAUCCCACUGUCAUCCCUCUACAGCCCAUGUUUUGAUGACAUCACAUCCCACUUUCAUCUCAUUGCUGCACAUGUUUUGACGACGUCAUCACCUAACAUGCCACUGCAGGAAGUAUAGCUUUCAAUCGUCUUUUUUGGUUUGUUGUUGUUUUACUUGCAACUCUUAUUUCAAACGGGGCGAAAGCAACAACAACAACAAAAUAAGUUGCUGUCAAUUUCAUCUAGUACAUAGAGCAGUGUUUUCUUCACGUAACAUCCCAAACCUGCUUUAGCAAUGGAAAGGCUUCUGUAGUAGCCUAUUCAGAGUGAUAAGUGAUUUUCAUUCAUACAAUAUUAUCCAGAAAUAUUUCCUUUAGAGUGACAAUCAAGCAUAACUACGGAAUUAGGACGUGUGCAUAUUAAACCACAGUCUGAAGCAGAUUAAUUAUUAGAGUGUUCUCUCGACUGUAUUUUUGCUAGUGAAGUGCUUCAAUAGUCUACCUUUAGGGCAUUACAUGCAAUACUAGUUCAAUUAAACAUGAACAGAAGCACAGUAAGUUUUUUUAGUGCAACGGUACGUGUGGAAGAGUUUCACUCUACAGUCAUUUUUGUUUCCUAAAGGAUGACAAUUCAUUCACGUAACACUCUAUUGUACAGCAUUCCUCCGUAGUUUCGGACAAAGCCCCCCCCAACAAAAACUUUAUUUGGCAAGUAGAUUAUGCAUUGAAAGACUGAGUUUGAGCUGUGGCUGUCCUAAUAUGGACAAGGUAGGGUUACAUGUGUUAUGAGUUAGAUUUUAUACAUUAGAUAAAAAGUGACAGUGUCUUUAUAAUCACAUAGCCCCUGAUCGAUUAUGUACCUAAAUAUGCUUACCAAGUGGUUGCAAUGCUCCCCAUAGGCCUUCUCCAUGUAAUUGUAAUACGGUAGAUAUAAACUGAUGCUGGGGUGAAAAAACUGUUCUACAGUUCUGCAACUAAUUCUACUUGCUUUAAAAAUAAAAAUGUUGUACAUGUUGUAAAUUUGCCAUAUUUAUAAUCCACUUGCAGGAUUUAUUGUAAGAUACAAUUCUGAUUUUAUAGUGCAAGUUACCCUUAUGCAUUAUCAUCAUUAUUUAGAUAUAACUAUGUUUUUACUUACGUUUUGUCAACAGAAUGAUGUUGAGGUAAA
This is a messenger RNA of Salmo salar (Atlantic salmon), 7044 nucleotides long. RefSeq lists its product as uncharacterized. The record is from RefSeq and is a predicted model, not a curated record. Lineage: Eukaryota; Metazoa; Chordata; Actinopteri; Salmoniformes; Salmonidae. Gene Ontology annotation, cellular component: nucleus.